Diversispora eburnea is the source of this 531-nucleotide messenger RNA. The record is from the annotation of a GenBank genome assembly. NCBI's taxonomy places the organism in Eukaryota, Fungi, Glomeromycota, Glomeromycetes, Diversisporales, Diversisporaceae.
AUGUCCACCACAAAAAUUAUUCAUUGGUCAAUUUCAAAGUAUUUUUUAGGAACUCGUCAAAUCCAUCCUUACGCUCUAAUAAUCCUGAAUCAACCUAUUUCACUUUGGGAUAAACAUUUUCAUACCAUAUGGGAAAAUGGUGAUUUAGAUUCUUUAAGAGAUGAUGUUCGAAAAUUUUACAUUUCACGAGGUACAGAAGUUCAACAAGAUCCUGAUCAAAACACAACGGAUUUCAUGAAAUGUAUUGAUUUGGUUCGUAAAAAAGAACAGGAAUCAUCUGAACCAUCUUUAAAGUAUGAAAUAAUAGCUUUAGGUGCUUUUGGAGGUCCCAAUUGUGGAAUAAUACCUAUUGGUAUAGAAAGAGCUAUUGUUACAACUACUGGAUUGGAAUGGAAUCUUGCUAAUAGUCCUACAUCAUUUGGUGAAAUGAUUAGUACAUCAAAUCAUCUAAUUGAUGAUGUAAUAACAAUCGAAACCGAUUCUCCUGUUUUAUGGACUAGCGUUGCGUUUCAUCAACGGGUUUCUAUUUAA